This is a messenger RNA of Nelumbo nucifera (sacred lotus), 3564 nucleotides long. NCBI's taxonomy places the organism in Eukaryota, Viridiplantae, Streptophyta, Magnoliopsida, Proteales, Nelumbonaceae. The record is from RefSeq and is a predicted model, not a curated record.
AACUCUUUUACUUUUUGUAAUUUCAAGGUUUUUUUUUUCGGAACAUGGAUUUGCAUUUCUCUUAUUGCUGUUUUCCAGGAAAGAAAGAAUUUUUCCUUUCCAUCUCUCGUCCAUUUCCAUAGGCUUUGAUCAGAGUAACUGUAUUGUUGCCUAUGUUUAUGCUCAAUGAGACUUUGCUUUUUGUUUCCCCAUUUUCUUUUCUUUUCUUUUUUUGGUAAUGGUGAUUGCCAUGAUGAGAAAUCUGAACUUUCUACAACAUGAAAGAUUGCUAAUGCUAUUUCUGGCAUUUUGCUUUUGUUGUUCAGGUUGGGAAGCACAAGUUGUUUUCUUUUGCUUAUUGGGGCCCAGAAUUUGAACCGGUAGGAAGAAAAGAAUCCUUUUGAGAAUGUCGGAUGGGAAACGUCAUUGUGCUGGUAUACCUCUUUCAAAAACUCUGGUAGCUCUUAGGAGGGUGAGGUCGUUGAGAGACCCAUCAACUAACUCUAUGAGCAAAUUAUCUGCUUUUGCUGAUAAUCUGACAUGGGAAACUGAUUCUUGCAAUGCGCUCUCUCUGCGUCUAGUAAAUGCUUACCAAGAAGCUGGUUCGGACAACCACAGUUUCCGUGAGUCCAACAAUGUUUAUUUAAAUGGGACAAUGGAGGAAUUUGGUAGUGAUCCUGAAUAUAGUUACAGUUGGAGAAAAUCAAACCUCAAAUGGACUUCAUCAAAUAAAUCAGCUCGGCUAAAAGAUAUGGGUUUGGGUUCUCUAAGAGCAGAGAACAUUGAUGAAGUUUGCUAUCCCAGAUUGCGUAGAAUUGGGAUGUAUGUGAGUAAGUCAUCUAGUGACAAAUCAUUAGAUUUGGAGGAGGUGGACUUGCAUAGUGAACCCACUUCAGAAACAGCAAGAUCACAGAGGAUUGACUCUACUACUCUAAAGAGGAAACUCAGAUGUAGUACAGGAACUAAAUCAUCUGGGGUAGAAAGGGAUGUUCUCGGGAGUCAGGUUGAUAGUCCAUAUCCAUCUCUAACUGUAAGUGAUGCUCGGGUGGAUGUGUCAAGCCACAGCACAUCAGUCUUGGCUAAUGAAGAGGUUGAUGUUUUGGAUCACUACCACCGUGGAUGUGGCAUUACUUGUUGCUGGUCAAGAACUCCAAGAUUUAGGGAGUCAACUCUUCCUCCUGAUGUAGAACAUCAUCCUUUAUUAUCAGCAGCAGCAGGAGGACGGGAGACAGGUCUAUCUGGACAAGAAAGGAGCUGCACAUUUCUUAAGAGACAAUUUGCUCCAUAUGCAGACAACCCAAGGAGUUUCAGCCAGAAGUUCAGGCCAAGAUCUUUUGAUGAAUUGGUGGGGCAGCAUGUGGUGGCACGAUCCCUUUUGAGUGCCAUAUCGAGAGGGAGAAUUGCAUCCUUCUAUCUUUUCCAUGGUCCCCGUGGCACAGGUAAGACUUCAACCUCAAGGAUUUUUGCAGCAGCUUUAAAUUGCCUCUCCCUUGAAGAGCAUAAGCCAUGUGGGUUAUGCCGAGAAUGUACACUCUUCUUCUCUGGAAAGAGCAGUUAUGUCAAGGAAGUGGAUCCUGCAAGCAUCAACCGGACAGACAGGUUACUACAACAAGAAACAUGGGCAACUGUUUUGAAUAGCCUAGAAGACCUCCCACAGCAUGUUGUCUUUGUAAUGAUCACUGCUGACCUUGAAAAGCUACCACGCGGUGCCAUAUCACGGUGCCAAAGAUAUCACUUUCCAAAAAUAAAGGAUGCUGAAGUUGCAAGCAAGUUGGAAAGAAUAUGCGUUGAAGAAUGUUUGGACUUUGACAAGGCUGCUUUGGAUUUUAUUGCUGCUAAAUCUAAUGGAUCCCUUCGUGAUGCAGAGAUGGUGCUUGAUCAGCUGAGUUUGCUGGGGAAAAGAAUUACGGUUUCAUUGGCAUAUGAACUUAUAGGAAUUGUUUCAGAUGAUGAGUUGCUUGAUUUGCUUGACCUGGCAUUGUCCUCUGACGCUCCAAAUACAGUUAGAAGGGCUAGGGAGCUUAUGAAAACAAGGGUUGAUCCCAUGCAACUGAUAUCGCAGCUAGCAAAUCUCAUAAUGGACAUUCUUGCUGGAAGAUGUCAGGCAGAGGUUGGGAGAAAUUUUUUUGGGCAGCAUACUUCUGAAGGAGACUUUCACAGAUUGAGGCAUGCAUUAAAAGUACUUUCUGAGACUGAGAAGCAAUUGAGGACAUCUAAGAACCAGACAACUUGGCUUACAGUAGCCCUUUUACAGCUAAGUUCUGUAGAAUCCUCAUCCUUGGACCCAAAUGAUUCAAGACCAUGUUUGAGAACAGAACAGGAGAAAGAGGAUGGCUUUUGCAGCACAUCUCCAACAGGAGAUAUGUUUAAGCAUUCUGUUUCUUGUUUGUGCGAUGACAACAAAUCUCAUAAUUCAGAGAUGCAUGAAGAUUGCAAAGACAAAUUAGAAACCAUUUGGAAGAGGGCCAUGGAGAGAUGCCAAUCUGAUACACUUAGGAAUUUUUUACAGAAAGAAGGGAAGUUGACUUCUCUCUGUUUCAACCAAGGUGUUGCAGUAGCUGAAGUGGAAUUUUGUCAUCAAGAUCAUGUAUCUAGGGCAGAGAAGUCAUGGAAACUGCUUGCAAGUUUACUUUGCCUUGUCCUAGGUUGUAAUGUAGAAAUUAGAAUCAAUCUUGUCCCUGGUGCUUCUGCGACAACCAUUGUGAAAAGAAAGAAGCUAUCAUUUUGUUUGUUGAGCUGCUCUGGUAGAAUGAGUGAUGAGUCAUAUUCAACAACAGAAGAUGAAAAUAACCAUUUAGAUCACUCUGAUUUCACCUCUGAUAAAUCUACAAAAAGGGAAAAACAUAUUGAAAGUUGCUCAUCUGAUUGUGGUUCUCACUUCUCUUCUACCUGUUCUCAUCAUAAAGCAACAACUACUACUGGUAAGAAGAGCAAUGGAAACUCUCUAAGCAGCAGGACAACCACAUCCCACAAAUCAGAGCAUGAUACAGAGGGAUCCCAGUUAGGAGUCAAUUCUUCAAAAGAAGAGGCAAAUGACUGGGGCCACCAGGAUUUUUCUAUUCAAGAACCUGAGGAUCAACCAAGCUGCUUCUCAAAGACUGUGAGGUUCCAUCGAAGGUUAUGUUCAUCUACUGCAUCUCAAGGGAUCUGUUUGAGGAUUCAUGCACACAACAAACUUGAAUUGUCCAUUCCAAGGAAGGCAUCUUUUAAAACAUAUUACUGUGCCAAUGAACCUGACAUUCUAUGCCCCAGCUCUAAUACAUGCGGUAACAGUUUCAUGGCUGACGAUGGGCAAAGGAAGGAAUCUGGACUUGGCUUAAAUGUGCACUGCUGGAGAGCUCCCAAGUUUCCUCUUAGAAGGGCUUGGCUGCUGAGGCAACAAGGUCAAGGAUCUCAUAUAGUGAGUUGGGUUCUGCCAUGCACGAAUGCAAAAUAGUUUUCUGAUAAAACUGAAUUCUUCAAACAUUUUCUGCUGCACUAAGCAUUAAUAAUUGUACCCUCUCAGAUGUUGCAAGCAUAUCACAGACUUACGUGAUUGUGUAUAUUGAGUUGGAACUAAUCAAACACAAAAAGGAAAUAAAGAAA